Messenger RNA from Scatophagus argus, 2940 nucleotides. RefSeq names its product SUMO specific peptidase 2 (gene senp2). Gene Ontology annotation, cellular component: nucleus. The coding region runs from base 243 to 2072 and encodes 609 amino acids. Lineage: Eukaryota; Metazoa; Chordata; Actinopteri; Scatophagidae. Gene Ontology annotation, biological process: protein desumoylation. Gene Ontology annotation, molecular function: deSUMOylase activity. The transcript has 17 exons. The record is from RefSeq and is a predicted model, not a curated record.
GUUUCCUGUUGUUAUUUCAGAACUCCGCCCGCCCGUGUUUCACAGAAGUUUAAAACGUUCGCCUUUCGUGGAACGUCAACACUGAAUGACGCACAUCCUUCGUUUCAGCAUAGCACUGCUAACGGUAAGCUAAGUCAACAGAAGGCGGUGUGUCGUAGAUCGCGGUGUUAGAACUAAACGGUGGUGAAAUAGUCCUGGCCCGCGCAGAAACCCCCGUUACAAUUUUCUCGUAUUUGUCUGGGAUGUAUGGAUGGAUAGUUGACGGAAUUUCGUCGCUGUUCGAGCCCGUUACGGGGCAAAACCCAACCGAGUGGCCCGGGAAAAGCAACGUUAACAUUAGCGAAGAGGUACACACGCGACCUGGCGUGAAAGCGGGAGCACAGCGACAGGAGAACCACAGCAGACCGACCAAACGGAACUAUCAGAGCGUUGAUGUUGCCGACAGUGUUUGCCAGAGUGACCAGGUAGAGGUGAAAAGACCCCGGCGAGAUGUAGUCAUUAGCUUUGUGAAGAAGACUCUGGCCGGGGUAGCAGGUCUGCUCAGGCUCAGGAACCCGCUGAACACCAGGUGUGAGAAGCCUCGACAUUAUGAAGAGACACAGCCUGUUACUCUGAUGGGAAUAGAUGAGCUCCACACCUCAUGGCUGAACAGUACUGAGUGGAGAAUGAGUAAACCGGUGAGUGGAGUGAAUGAGAGGGGUGGGAAGAACCCCUUUCGGAGCUCCUCGCCUCCUUUAAUAAGGAAAUACAGCAGGGCAGGGCUGCCUGCAGGGCUCGCCGACAGGGGGAAGGAAAAGGAGAGGAAAGGCUCUCUCCAGCUGCUGCCCUCGAGGCCUUCUCUGAGGGUGGGGACUGCUAAUCCUGAUCCAACCUGCAAUGGCUUUGGACAUAGCCGCUGCUACAAGCCCAGUCUAACCGUGGAGGAGGCCAUAAAGCAGAAUGAUAAGGAGCGCUAUAGGCGCUUGCUGGAGAUGGUGACAGACAAAUACAGCAAAAGCCAACCGCUACCUUUCAACCAAACCAAACCACAAGAUGAGUCACUGUCACAGCAUGAUCCCAUAACUACUGCUUCAGGAAAAGCCUUUGAAUCAGUGCCCAGGAAGACAGGAUACACAGCUGCUCCAAGUGUAUUUACAUGGAGAAAUGCAUCUGCAACCAAGGACAGGCGGGGUAGUUUGACCUUUAGUAAGACAUUCAGUGGAGCCUUUGAGGACACACAGCCUGCUAGAUGUGCUAAGAAACAGGCAACAGAGUUGGACCUUUCUACAGAAGUAGCUACUCGCCUCAAUCUGGUGGACAGAGAGACUCCCGCCGUCGGUCUGCCUGACUCACAUUCUGCACACACAGCACAUGCACGACACAGCGAUGAAGACAUACCUUGGCUGACCAAGGAAAUGGCAGCAGAGGUGAGUUGUGCUCUGGCUCAGUGUGAUCCUAACCUUGUUCUGAGUGCCGCUUUCAAACUACGCAUCACACAGAGAGACCUGGCCACACUGCAGGAGGGCGGCUGGCUCAACGAUGAGGUGAUUAACUUCUACCUGUCCCUGGUCAUGGAGCGGAGCUCUCGUGAUGCAGCAGCAUUAAAAGUCUACUCGUUCAGCACCUUCUUCUUCCCCAAGCUGCGGGGUAGAGGAUGUGGGCAGGCGGGGGGACACGCUGCCGUGAAGCGCUGGACCAAGGCGGUCGACCUUUUCCUCUACGACCUCAUCCUGGUCCCCCUGCACCUGGGCGUCCACUGGGCAAUGGCUGUGAUUGAUUUUAACUCAAAGACCGUGAAGUCAUAUGACUCGAUGGGCCAGAGGCAUGAUGACAUCUGUAGUCUUUUACUACUCUACCUGAAAGAGGAACACAAAGAUAAGAAAGACAGAGAGCUCGACAGUGGCAAAUGGACUGUUGGAAGUUUUAGGGCCACUGAGAUUCCCCAGCAGAGAAAUGGUAGUGACUGUGGGGUUUUUGCUUGUAAAUACGCUGACUAUAUCGCAAAAGGAAGGUCUCUCACCUUUAAACAGUGCCAGAUGCCUCUCUUCAGGAAAUUAAUGAUUUGGGAAAUCCUCAAUCAGAAGCUGCUAUAGAAGAUAACAACAAUCUCAAUUAAUGGCCUAACAAUAGAGACUUUGUCAGUGGGAGUACACACCUGUGUACAGUAACUAAGAAGGAAGAAAAAGAAGAGCAUGGGCUAAAGAAGUGGGCUUCACUGGCUGAAAUCUAACCACGUCUAGCUGUUCUGGUCUGAAGAAAACAAACACUAGUCUUAAGAGUUGAUUAUGUCCCUCUCCCUGUGUGGGACAUAUUAGGAUUUUGUAAUCUCUGAGUUGUAAUUGGAGACAUUAUUGGUAUGUAAGUAAGUAAGUGUAUGACUUACGCAAGCUUUGGCACUACUGACUGAACGGCUUUUUUAAUAGACUUUACAUUUUUACUUUUACUGUUUUGAAGUUCUGCCUGAAGUGCCUUCAUCCCUCUGACACCGAGCUCAGCUCUCAGUUGAAGAGCAGUGAUAUUUUGGCAUAAUUUGAUUGUUCCCCUCCCAUUUGUGAUCAGCAGAGUGGACACCUUCUAACUACAAUGCAAUUUGGUCCUGACACUCAGUCUCUUUGUGAAAUACAGAAAGUGAUAUUGAAAAUACCUCUUUUCCAGUCCCUUUUUAGAACAAAAACACAUGGAGCAUUGAGCGCUGGCAGUAUGUUUGUUUUGCUACUAUUUAUGACUUGAUUGAAUGAUAAAGUGUGUGUGUAGUUUAUUUUUCCUCCGUGAGUGGAGCAUUAAUUAUGUAACAUAAGGCGCUGAUAGGUAUGUGAAUUUUUUCCAUAAGCAUACUUUUGACUGAUAGUAUACUGCAUAGCAAACUACUGUACACACAUGCAUGUUUGAGUUCAUGCUUUAAAAAAAAUGUGAUUUUUUUUUUUUUUUUGUCCAUGUUAAUAAAAUAUUUCAUUUUUUAAA